Molecule: messenger RNA, 1221 nt
Organism: Trichoderma aggressivum f. europaeum
Lineage: Eukaryota; Fungi; Ascomycota; Sordariomycetes; Hypocreales; Hypocreaceae
Exons: 2
Coding region: 1-1221 (406 amino acids)
Cellular component (GO): membrane; microtubule; cytoplasm
Molecular function (GO): GTP binding; microtubule binding; GTPase activity
Source: RefSeq, a predicted model, not a curated record
AUGACGAGGCCUCAUGUCGUGGCGGCUCAUCUGCCCAGAUUCAACUUUCCGCCAGAUGAAAAGAAGGCAAAGAUAUUGGAAAUCAUUGAAAGAAUCCGCCACUGUGAUGUCGAGCAAGAAAUUGAUGUCCCAGAGCUGGUACUGUGCGGCCAGCAAUCCUCUGGCAAAUCAUCCGUUUUGGAGGCUCUUACGGGGCUCGAAUUCCCAAAGGGAGAUGGCGGUCCUUGUACGAGGUUCCCAAUUGAAAUACGACUCUUUCCUGGGGCGGAAACCACUUAUAUAAGAAGCAAAGUGAGGUUUCGCCCACCGCCAACCGGCGUGCCGUCCGAGACGAACAAUUUCCAACAAGGGGAAGAGUUGGUGAAUAUAGCUUCGGACGACCCCAGCGACAUAAUAAACCGUGCAAAGGAGAUUAUGAAGAUAUCGGAAACGGACAAGUUCUCGUACAGUGUGCUGAGUAUUGAAUAUCACUUUCCAGAUCCAGCGUCUUCGACAUACGCUCCACGGUUGACGCUCGUAGACCUUCCAGGUCUGGUAGCAGUCGUGGACGAAAAAACACUGGAAGAAUAUACAAGAAACUACAUUGAAAGGAAAACAGCAGUCGUACUUGCUGUUGCUGACGGAACAGCUGAUCCAGAAAACCUGAGAAUACUGAAACUGGUCAAUGACUCGGCCUGUGCAGAUAGGACCUUUGGCAUCAUCACCAAGCCGGACAUGAUGUACCCAAAGUCCGAUUUGGAGGCUGCAUGGGUGCGCCAAGUGAUGGAUCCCAAGCCCAGGCAAUUUGGUCUAGGAAGCCAUGUCGUGUGUAAUCGCAGCCCUUCUGAGCUACAACCUGGCGCCUACCAACGCUCCUUGGAUGACAGAGAUUCACGGGAAGCAGAUUUCUUUGCUGCAGAGACACGGUUCCCGCCAAACGCAACCGAGAAUGGAGGAAACCAGAAGCUUCCAAACGGAUGGCACAGAGUAUAUGCAAUGAAACCAUCUGACAGAUGGGGCAUUCAAAACCUUCGAAACAGAUUGGUUGCUUUGCUGUCGGACAUGGCGAGUGAGAGAGUAUUGCCCAUCUACCGUGGCGUUCAAGCAGCAAUAAAAAAGAAGCGUCAUGAGCUUGCCAUACUAAAGGCAAAGGAUCCGAAGCAGAUCAAGGCACAUCUCAAAGACGCCGUCAAUCAUCUUCGAAAAUUAGCCGCGCAAGCUUCUAUUGGAAGCUACAAAUAA